CCUAGGCACCUGGGCCGGGAUUCAUAAAGAUGUUUAAGUUAUGCUUAAGUAUAAGAAAUUUCUUAAAUCAAUAAAUAAUACUUAAGUAACGCUAAGAAUGAGUAUUUAUCUUAAGUUUUAUUCAUAAAACAACUUAAUUCUUAGAAAAUUCUUAAACAAUUCUUAAAAGUAAGUGUAGUCUGUAGCAGACUUAAGUUUUCAGAAUUUCUUAAGUUCACAAAUAAAAUGGCUGCCAACAUAGUUCACAGAAGGAAUUUUAGAGAGAGAAAAGACUGUUUACAGCAGUACAGUGAUCGUGAACUUAUCGAACGUUUUCGGCUUGAUUCAGGUGGAAUCCUUUUUGUGGAAUCACUUAUUCGUGAUCAAAUAUCUAGUGGCUCUCGGCGUAAUAUGGCAUUAUCCUCUCUUCAGAAAGUUCUUACUUUGAGGUUUCUAGCUACGGGCAAAAUGCAGCUGUGCAACGGCGAUGACAUGGGUGUUUCUCAGCCAACUGUCUCACGGGCCAUUACCGUAACACUGGCAAGCCUUACCUCCCCUCUUAUGAUCAGUCGGUUUGUACAAUUUCCAUCUAGCGCAGCAGAGAUUAGAAGAAACCAAGAGUCUUUUCACGCAAUCGCGGGCUUCCCAGGGAUAGUAGGCGCCAUCGAUGGUACCCACAUUCAAAUAAUUGCACCACACGAAUAUGAAAAUGAAUACGUCAAUAGACAUAACUACCACAGUAUUAACACACAAGUUGUUUUUGAUGCAAAAUAUAGAAUCAUUGAUGUUGUUGCUAAAUGGCCAGGCUCCACUCACGAUUCCCGAAUCCUUAACGAAAGUGGUUUGAGAGUCCUGUUCGAAAAUAAUCACAUCCCCAUUCACACACAUUUGCUUGGCGACAGCGGAUAUCCCUCCAAACGUUGGUUAUUGACUCCUUUUCUGAGACCAAACCAACCAUCGCAGUUGAAUUACAACAGAGCUCACAAGAAAACAAGAUCUGUGGUGGAAAGGGGUAUCGGACAACUGAAGAGGCGAUUUCAUGUACUACAUGGUGAAAUCCGCUUGUCACCUGAGAAGGCAUGUCAGGUUAUUUUGUCCUGUGCCAUUUUGCAUAACAUUUGCAAAGAUCGAUGCAUUCCAUGCCCACAAGAUCAUGAAGAUGAUGGUGAAGAUCAACAAGUUAAUGUACAUGUACCACACAUAUUUAACAACAAUGGCAAUGAUGGUCUGAGAUACCGAAAACAGUUUGCAGAGACUCACUUUUGAGUUGCAUUGGGAGUUGUGUAUGUAUUGACUGCAUGUAUGUAACUAGAAGUUGAAGAGUGGAUCAUUUAAGUACAAAAUAAUGAAAAUGAUUAGAUAUACAUGUGCUUCCUUAUAAAUUUUUAAACCUCAUCAUGACCUUGGGGUAUACCAUUUUAACCAAUUUGAAUCUAAAUAAUGAUGUAAUGAUGCUUGUGUGGGUUGUGGUGGUAUACAUUAAACAACAACACCAAUCAAUGUUUAACACAUGAGUUAAUUUAUAUUUUUUCCAGCUCUGAACAUAUAUAUAACAUUUACAAACAAACAUACACACACACAUACAUACAUACAUACAUACAUAUAUAAAAGAUAAAAAAUCAACAACAAAAAAUCAUUUGCCAAGCACAAUUUACAAUCAACACCUUUACUUUAACAGUGCUUAGAAAUGAUAGAUUAUAAAUGAACUUCAAAUUUGGCUACUGAUUUACUAUAUGGUAUAUAAUUGAUAAAUAGAUUUAUCUUACUCGACUAUUACUUUAAAAAUCAUAGACUGAAUAAACUUCAUAUGAAUAUUCAAAAACUUAACAGAAUGCAAAAAACAUAAAAUAAUAACAAAUAUCAAAUCAAUGCAAUGCAAAGCAUACCUAUGUGUGACACAGAACCUUUAAUAAAUAUUAAUCUAUAUACAAAUAAUCAUAUAUUACCAUAUAUUGACCACUUAUCCACA
Ostrea edulis (European flat oyster) is the source of this 1948-nucleotide messenger RNA. RefSeq names its product putative nuclease HARBI1. The record is from RefSeq and is a predicted model, not a curated record. The transcript is spliced from 2 exons. Bases 226 to 1245 code for a protein of 339 amino acids. Lineage: Eukaryota; Metazoa; Mollusca; Bivalvia; Ostreida; Ostreidae.